Molecule: messenger RNA, 795 nt
Organism: Dama dama (fallow deer)
Lineage: Eukaryota; Metazoa; Chordata; Mammalia; Artiodactyla; Cervidae
Gene: PTGDS
Product: prostaglandin D2 synthase
Exons: 7
Coding region: 69-644 (191 amino acids)
Molecular function (GO): small molecule binding
Source: RefSeq, a predicted model, not a curated record
GGUCUCCGGGUGGCCUCCCUGCCUCCCGCCGGUCUCUCUGCCUGUGCCGCCAGCCCAGUCCUGGGAGAAUGGCCACUCUGAACAGGUUGUGGAUGGGGCUGCUCCUGCUGGGGGUCCUGGGGGUCCUGCAGACCCCAGCCCCCGCCCAGGCCACCCUGCAGCCCAACUUCCAAGAGGACAAGUUCCUGGGGCUCUGGUUCACUUCGGGCCUCGCCUCCAACUCGAGCUGGUUCCUGGAGAAGAAGAAGGUGCUGUCCAUGUGCAAGUCCGUGGUGGGCCCCGCGGCGGACGGUGGCCUCAACCUCACCUCUACCUUCCUCAGGAAAGACCAGUGUGAGACCCGGACCUUACUGCUGCGCCCCGCCGGCCCCCCAGGCUGCUACAGCUACACCAGCCCUCACUGGAGCAGCACCCACGAGGUGUCGGUGGUGGAGACGGACUACGAGACCUACGCCCUGCUCUCCACCGAGAGUGUCCGAGGCCCGGGCCAGGACUUCCACAUGGCCACGCUGUACAGCCGCACCCAGACCCCCAGAGCUGAGGUCAAGGAAAAGUUCACCACCUUCGCCAAGAGCCUGGGCUUCACAGAGGAAGGCAUUGUGUUCCUGCCGAAGACUGACAAGUGCAUGGAGGAGCACACAUAGGUGAGCCCGGCUCUCAGGACCUGGCCCUCCUGCCUGCUCGGCCGUUUCCUGCAACACCCGAGACCCCAGCCUGAGACCCCAGCCCCUUUGCCAUCCCCACCCCCCCUCAGCCUUUAUCCCGGCUCUGAGAAUAAACUCCGGAAGCAAAUCA